AUGUCAUUUUUCAAUAUUCAAAAAAGAACAUAUCCUGAUGAAAACAAUUUGACACCAAGAAAGAAGCUUAAAUACACGUCCGAACAGACAUCUGAACUUACCUUGACAGCAAAAAAUGAUUACAUCGACAUUUUAAACACACUCGUAAGAAGCGCAUGUUUUUCACAUGAACGCGAAAGUCUCGCCAAGAUUAUUACCGAAGCCCCUCCUGUACAAAAAGAAAUUAAAAUAAUCUCGUAUCAUGUGAACAAUAGGGUUAACGAGUUCACCCCUGAGGCACACCAACCAGAUGAGGAAGAUAACCUUUCUUUAUUGCUUCUUGAUACUUUUAAUGACUUUAAAAAAAAAAAGUGA
Dentiscutata erythropus is the source of this 354-nucleotide messenger RNA. Lineage: Eukaryota; Fungi; Glomeromycota; Glomeromycetes; Diversisporales; Gigasporaceae. The record is from the annotation of a GenBank genome assembly.